GCUUCUGGGUCGCGGUGGGAAAGGCGCUCCGAUCGCGGCGCCUUUGCGAGCCCGAGAGUCCAGCGCUAGAGCGACCCAGCGAGGGAUGGCGACCACCGGGACCGCGGCCGCUGCGGCCACGGGCAAGCUGCUCCUCGUGCUGCUGCUUGGGCUCUCGGCGCCCGCUGCGGCGCUGGCCGGCUACAUCGAGGCUCUUGCAGCCAAUGCUGGGACAGGAUUUGCUGUUGCUGAGCCUCAGAUUGCAAUGUUUUGUGGGAAGUUGAACAUGCAUGUGAACAUUCAGACUGGGAAAUGGGAACCUGACCCAACAGGUACCAAGAGCUGCUUUGGAACAAAAGAAGAAGUUCUACAGUACUGUCAGGAGAUGUAUCCAGAGCUGCAGAUCACAAAUGUGAUGGAAGCAAACCAGCCAGUCAGUAUUGACAGUUGGUGCCGGAGAGACAAAAAGCAAUGCAAGAGUCACAUUGUCAUACCUUUCAAAUGUCUUGUGGGUGAAUUUGUAAGUGAUGUUCUGCUAGUUCCGGAAAAGUGCCAGUUUUUCCACAAAGAGCGGAUGGAGGUGUGUGAGAACCACCAGCACUGGCACACUGUAGUCAAAGAGGCCUGUCUGACUCAGGGAAUGACUUUGUAUAGCUAUGGCAUGCUGCUGCCCUGUGGGGUAGACCAGUUCCAUGGCACUGAGUAUGUGUGCUGCCCUCAGACAAAGAUUAUUGAUUUUAUUAACUCUGCUGUGUCAAAAGAGGAGGAGGAGGAGGAGGAGGAAGAUGAGGAUGAUGAAGAGGAAGAUGAUCUUUAUAAAAGUGAAUUCCCUACUGAAGCAGAUUUGGAAGACUUCACAGAAGCAGCUGUGGAGGAUGAGGAAGAGGAAGGAGAGGAAGUUGUGGAAGACCGUGAUUACUAUUACGACAACUUUAAAGGAGAUGACUACAAUGAAGAGAAUCCGACUGAACCCAGCAGUGAUGGAACUAUUUCAGACAAGGAAAUUGCUCAUGAUGUUAAAGCUGUCUGCUCCCAGGAGGCGAUGACGGGGCCCUGCCGGGCUGUGAUGCCUCGUUGGUACUUCGACCUCUCCAAGGGAAAGUGCGUGCGCUUUAUAUAUGGCGGCUGCGGCGGCAACAGGAACAAUUUUGAGUCUGAGGAUUAUUGUAUGGCUGUGUGUAAAGCGAUGAUUCCUCCAACUCCUCUGCCAACCAAUGAUGUUGAUGUGUAUUUUGAGACCUCAGCGGAUGAUAACGAGCAUGCUCGCUUCCAGAAGGCUAAGGAGCAGCUGGAAAUUCGUCACCGUAACCGAAUGGACAGGGUAAAGAAGGAAUGGGAAGAGGCAGAGCUUCAAGCCAAGAACCUCCCCAAAGCAGAGAGGCAGACCCUCAUUCAGCAUUUCCAGGCUAUGGUUAAAGCUUUAGAGAAAGAAGCAGCCAGUGAGAAACAGCAGCUGGUGGAAACUCACCUGGCUCGAGUGGAGGCCAUGCUGAAUGAUCGCCGCCGGAUGGCUCUGGAGAAUUACCUGGCUGCUUUGCAGUCUGACCCACCUCGGCCUCAUCGUAUUCUCCAGGCCUUGCGGAGGUACGUCCGUGCUGAGAACAAAGAUCGCCUGCAUACCAUUCGUCAUUACCAACACGUGCUGGCUGUUGACCCAGAAAAGGCUGCCCAAAUGAAAUCCCAGGUGAUGACACAUCUCCAUGUGAUUGAAGAAAGGAGGAACCAAAGCCUCUCUCUGCUCUACAAAGUUCCUUAUGUGGCCCAAGAAAUCCAAGCGGAAAUUGAUGAGCUCCUUCAGGAACAGAGAGCAGACAUGGACCAGUUCACUGCCUCCAUCUCAGAGAGCCCUGUGGACGUUCGGGUGAGCUCUGAGGAGAGUGAGGAGAUCCCGCCGUUCCACCCCUUCCACCCCUUCCCAUCCUUAGCUGAGAAUGAAGACACUCAGCCGGAGUUGUACCACCCAAUGAAAAAAGGAUCCGGAGUAGGAGAGCAAGAUGGAGGACUAAUUGGUGCAGAAGAAAAAGUGAUCAACAGUAAGAAUAAAGUGGAUGAAAAUAUGGUCAUUGAUGAGACUUUGGACGUUAAGGAAAUGAUUUUUAAUGCUGAGAGAGUUGGAGGCCUUGAGGAAGAGCCGGAAUCCAUGGGACCUCUGAGGGAUGACUUCAGUUUGAGCAGCAGUGCCCUUAUUGGCCUGCUGGUCAUUGCAGUGGCCAUUGCCACAGUCAUUGUCAUCAGCUUGGUGAUGCUGAGGAAGAGGCAAUAUGGCACCAUCAGCCAUGGGAUUGUGGAGGUUGACCCAAUGCUCACCCCAGAAGAACGUCACCUGAACAAGAUGCAGAACCAUGGUUAUGAAAACCCAACCUACAAAUACCUAGAGCAGAUGCAGAUUUAAGUGUAGGAAGCAUGUGGCACCCUGGUUGGAGGUGGUGCAGGUAAACCAGAAGAUGUCCAGCGUUUGGGACCGACUGCUGACCACCAAUUGCUGCCAGAAGGUCUCCCCUUACAUCUUGACCUCCUGGAUUGUUAAGACUAUAUAAAGUACUACUGUAGGAUUGCAGUUUCCAUUCUUUUAAAUGGGUGAAAAAUGUUAAUAUAACAAUAUAUAUAUAAUCCUUAAGUGAAAUGAAAAAAGAUCUAUUGCAGAUAUCUGACAGAUGUAGUUUCCUUUUUUAAAUUAAUUAGAAAUGCCACUUCUGUUAUAUUGUCUCACACACAUUCUAUUUACACAAAAUGUUGAUCUUCAAUGAUAGACUAUAUAUGCAGGCUGCUCCAAUUACAUUGUAUAAGUCAGUUCUCAUUUGCUGUCAUUUUAAUUUUUAAAAAAAGUAAAAAGGCAGUAUUCCUUUUAAACUUUGAGAAAGAUGCUGAGAAACUUAAGUGGAAGAGGGAACUAUAAUUAACCACUGAAGAACAUCUUGACACACUCACUAAAUGAUAUUAAAGGACCAGUUUCCCAGAAGCCCAGUGUUUCCCUUGGUAGGCCUCAGCCCUGUCACCAAAUGGAGGUGAAAGCAUUUUGUUCCUGCAUCUUCAGUGAGCCGAAUGCAUACAGAUGAGGGUGUCACUGCUGCUUUCCCUGAAAUCCAGUUCUUCCACAGCAACUAGCCUGUAGUGGUAUGUGCUGUUUUUCCACUAUGUGUUGUUUACUGUAGCUUUUUAUUACCCACUUCCCUUUCCAGGUAUGUCCAAAUGUGCACUCUCUUGCUCUUUGGACAUCUCUCUCCAAAGCACUGGCCCCCCAUCUUCCCUUUGUACCUCACUUCCACCCCCACUCUUCUCAGUAGCCUCAUUGCUGUUCAUUCAGAGAUGACCACAAUAAGUAGGCAGCUGAGGACCCAGGAGACUAAAUAAAUGGGAGGAUUCUUUAUAUGAAAGAAGAAUGUUCUAGGUUGUACAUUAAACUGGAUCUAUAGACACUGUGGAAAUCUUUGAAGAUUUUUGUUUCCUUCACAUAAGUCUUUGUAAUGCUUGUGUAGUUAUUUUUGCUCACAAUUUUUUUUUGGGGGGGGUGGGGAGGUUGGUUGUUUUAAUCUGAAGGUUCUGGUAACCUGUGAUUUUUUUUUUUUUUUUAAUUUUUAUUUUCUGUGACGCCCUUCUCCCAUCCUCCUCCUUUGGCCCUAGCCAUGCCUCUUCCCACUAUGCACAGAUUAAAGUUCACCUGCAGACUCCUUAAUGUGAUCUGUGGAGAAUGUACAGAAUUUAAACACAUCAAUAAAUAAUUCAACUUCCACUGA
Jaculus jaculus (lesser Egyptian jerboa) is the source of this 3713-nucleotide messenger RNA. RefSeq names its product amyloid beta precursor like protein 2 (gene Aplp2). Bases 86 to 2371 code for a protein of 761 amino acids. Lineage: Eukaryota; Metazoa; Chordata; Mammalia; Rodentia; Dipodidae. Gene Ontology annotation, cellular component: membrane. The record is from RefSeq and is a predicted model, not a curated record. The transcript is spliced from 18 exons. Gene Ontology annotation, molecular function: heparin binding; serine-type endopeptidase inhibitor activity; transition metal ion binding. Gene Ontology annotation, biological process: axonogenesis; central nervous system development.